AUGUCUUUCGACUUGAAUUCAAUCAGCAAGGCUCUUAAUGAGCCUAACAGAACGGAGAGCGGCGUAGAUUUCAGUGGAAGGUCAUUAAAAUUGGACUCGGAACAAGACGCUCUUCCAAUCAUAGAAGCAAUCAAUGCUUGUCCAAAUCUUCACUACCUGACUCUAACUGGUAACACACUGGGUGUUGAAGCAGCUAAAGCUAUCGCAACAGCAUUAUCGAGGCACCCGGAACUGAAAGUCGCAAGAUUCAGUGACAUGUUCACGGGGAGAAUGAAGACCGAAAUCCCUCCAGCGCUGAGUGCUCUCGGUGAUGGCAUGAUUGAAGCUGGUGCGAGGCUUUCAUUAUUAGAUCUCAGUGACAAUGCCUUUGGACCAAUCGGUGUUGAAGGUCUGGCUAAGUUACUGCAGAGUGAAGUUUGCUCCGAGUUACAGGAACUUCGUUUGAACAACAACGGCCUGGGAAUAACUGGUGGAAGAUUAUUAGCAAAGGCUUUGUCGAGUAACACAUUGAAGCUGAAAGUAUUCAUAGCGGGAAGAAAUAGGCUUGAGAACGACGGAGCCAGAGCAUUAGCUGCUGUUUUUCAGUCAAUGGGCAGUCUUGAAGAGCUUGCCAUGCCGCAGAACGGUAUUUAUCAUACAGGGAUAGCGGCAUUGUCGGAAUCAUUCAGACAUUCACCAAAUUUGGAGGUCAUUAACCUCAAUGAUAACACAAUAGGACCAAAGGGGGCUGUGUCCAUCGCUGCUGCGUUACCGAGAUUAAAGAAAUUAAAAUCAAUAAAUUUCGGCGACUGUCUGUUGAAGAGCGCCGGGGCGAAGGCGCUAGCUCAGGGAAUAAAAGACCACAAUGUACUCUUAGAGUCCAUUGAGUUAAGUCAUAACGAGAUUGGUCGGGAAGCUUGUAUGCAAAUGGUUGAAGCUCUGACAAUACAACCGGGGGCCAAGGAUAGGUUGACAAGAGUUAACUUGGCCGGCAACAGUUUAGGUGGAGCGGCCAAUAAGAAAAUUAUGAAGGAUAAGCUUGGAGCGUCCGCUGAACUGAGUGAUGGAGAAGGGAGUGACGAGGAAUAUGAGUCCGAGUCUGAACACUCGGACUAUCAGUCGGGAGCUUCUGAGGAGGACAGCGCCACGGAGGACGCGAGACACGCGGAGACUAGUGUGGAGGAGCAGCAAGACCUGGACCGAACUGGUAUAGAAGAAGUAGAAACAGAUAUUGGUAGAUUUCUCAAAGACCCGACCUUAGAGAACUUGAACCGACUGGGUAAUGACGUGGCUGAAGUAAUUGAUGCACAUCUACAGAACAUUAAAGAUCCAGAGAGUCUGACAGUGUCAUACGUGGAGGCCUUGUGUUGUGUGUGGGGAGCCAGCGAGAUGGAUAGUCAUAGGAAACUAUGCCGGACAACCAUACAAAGAGCUCCGCAGCAGUGGAUACUGGCCAACAACAUGCUGCGGGCACUGCAGUUGAUUAAGUCUGAAAACAAAGAUUACAAAAUAAGAUGGAAGGUACCCUCGUGUUACAAAGCUUUGGCAAAGGAAAUCGACGAGGCCUACUUCCCCCACGCCCUCAGAGACACCCUCAAGUUCUUCAUCACCAGCAAGAUGGCGUCGCUUCCGCCGGAAAUCAGAUCGGUUGUGGAGAAACAUCCCAAUUUGUACACAUAA
This is a messenger RNA of Danaus chrysippus (African queen), 1659 nucleotides long. The record is from the annotation of a GenBank genome assembly. Lineage: Eukaryota; Metazoa; Arthropoda; Insecta; Lepidoptera; Nymphalidae.